Spizellomyces punctatus DAOM BR117 is the source of this 942-nucleotide messenger RNA. RefSeq lists its product as uncharacterized. Bases 267 to 728 code for a protein of 153 amino acids. The transcript has a single exon. Lineage: Eukaryota; Fungi; Chytridiomycota; Chytridiomycetes; Spizellomycetales; Spizellomycetaceae. The record is from RefSeq and is a predicted model, not a curated record.
GGACUUGUCAAACCUGCGUUCAGCAGUUAUGCUUCUUACAAUCUUGUAACUAAAAAUAGUUUGUUUUUGAGGUUACAUUGCACAUUUCUAGCCCAACCGACCCUCACUCAAAUAACACCUGUCAAUGUUGAACAGUAUUCUUGGCAGCAUGCGGAGAAACACCAAUGUCCAGAAAAUUGGGAAUGAGGACGACAAGCUUAGAUAAAUAUGAACUUGAAGGUUGCAAUUCCUCUUGCGCACAAUUCUAUACUUGUUCAUAGCUCAAAAUGGAAAGAACACAAGCUACCUCUCAGGUGUUUCGGCCAAGUACGUUACUACAAGCGGACCGUUCCUUUUGCGAAGGAAUGAACCGUGCUCAAGCAACCUCCCAAUUUGUUCUCGCCAACCACCCUGACUCUGAAAGUACCAUAUCCGCUCCUAUAUUCCAAGAGUUUGAAGUCAGUGUCAAGCAAGCCAGAGCUCGAGGAACAGUUUACGGUCUUGCGUGUAACGACUUGGGCAGCGCAAUGUCUGUAGAAUCGCAAGCGACGUCUCGGUCCCGGAGCGCUUCGAUUGGUAGUCUAGCAAGGAAAAGCGCCCUGUCGUGUGCCGAAUCCUUGGAACCCGUUGUUGUGGAUCGUUUUUCCACGCUGACACGGCCGAAGGAAGGAUGUUCGUCGGCUGGGGCAAAAUGGGGGAAAGGCAAACGGGGAUUUGUCCGCAAAAUGCGGAGAUUGUUCGUGCGAUGAGUUUUCACUUUUGUUAUUGGCUUGGUGGGAUGUUGAUUGUAUAAUUUGCGAUGUACCCGGCGUACCGGUUGUAUUUCCUUGUAUUUAAAAAAUUGAGCUAGUCUUAAGCGAAGGGAAUGUGCGCAGUCCUCUUUUCUGUGGGAUUUCUUUUGACGAGCCUGGUUCGUUUUUCCUGCAUUUUACGUUCUUUCGGAAUACCAACGUACUAGUCUUU